This is a messenger RNA of Drosophila kikkawai, 1778 nucleotides long. It is a transcript of the gene CCHa2-R, whose product is annotated as CCHamide-2 receptor. The record is from RefSeq and is a predicted model, not a curated record. NCBI's taxonomy places the organism in Eukaryota, Metazoa, Arthropoda, Insecta, Diptera, Drosophilidae. Gene Ontology annotation, cellular component: plasma membrane. Gene Ontology annotation, molecular function: neuropeptide receptor activity. Gene Ontology annotation, biological process: G protein-coupled receptor signaling pathway.
GAAAACUAAAAUCUGUUUUCAACUACAAACUAAAUUUGGAAGAAGUGUUUAAUAUCAAUUAAAGUUUUUUUGGUGUAUCAUUAGUUCCUGUAGCCUUGCAGCAACUUCCGGGCGAAAGUCAAGCGACAGCCAGACCAAACACAAUGUGCAAAAUAAAACACGGAAGCUUGGCAACACCAGCAGCAGCAUCAGUUCCACGGCAGACCCAGACAUAAGCUUGGAACAAAAAAAAAAAAAAAAAUACAGGACCUGCGGCUUUCGAGACCCACGGAAGCGGAAGUGGCCGAAGCGAGGCCAUAAAGCGCACAACGUACAACAACAGCAUUCAGACGACAUUCCAAAACGUGAAUACAAACAAAAUGGACAUAGCCCAGGCGCUGGUAGCCAGUCUGGCGCACGCCCCCCUGGAUGGUAGUGGCAAUGGGAGUGGGAGUGGAGGCAACGACAGCGUCCUCCUGGCAACAGGAGCGAGCGCAGAGCAACACAACGCCAGCAUAGACGGCGGCAUGGUGCCGUAUGUGCCAGUGCUGGAUCGCCCCGAGACAUACAUUGUCACCGUGCUGUACACGCUCAUCUUCAUCGUGGGCGUGCUGGGCAACGGCACGCUGGUCAUCAUCUUCUUUCGACACCGCUCCAUGCGCAACAUACCCAACACCUACAUCCUCUCGCUGGCCCUGGCCGAUCUGCUAGUGAUUCUGGUGUGCGUGCCCGUGGCCACCAUUGUCUAUACGCAGGAAAGCUGGCCCUUUGAGCGGAACAUGUGCCGCAUCAGCGAGUUCUUCAAGGACAUCUCCAUUGGCGUGUCCGUGUUCACGCUGACCGCCCUCUCCGGCGAGCGUUACUGUGCCAUUGUGAAUCCCCUGCGGAAGCUCCAGACCAAGCCGCUUACUGUCUUCACCGCAGUCAUGAUCUGGAUCCUGGCCAUACUGCUGGGCAUGCCCUCGUUCCUGGUCUCCGACAUCAAGUCCUAUCCCGUGCUAACGGCCAAUGGCAACAUGACCAUCGAAGUGUGCUCCCCCUAUCGCGACCCGGAGUAUGCACAGUACAUGGUGGCGGCCAAGGCGUUCAUCUACUACCUUUUGCCGCUGUCCAUCAUCGGGGCGCUCUACAUCAUGAUGGCCAAGAGGCUCCACAUCAGCGCGCGCGAUAUGCCGGGCGAGCAGCAGAGUAUGCAGAGUCGCACCCAGGCCAGGGCCCGGCGUCAUGUGGCCCGCAUGGUGGUGGCCUUCGUGGUGGUCUUCUUCAUCUGCUUCUUCCCCUACCACGUCUUCGAGCUUUGGUAUCACUUUUACCCCACGGCCGAGGAGGACUUCGAUGACUUCUGGAACGUGCUGCGCAUCGUGGGAUUCUGCACGAGCUUCCUGAACUCUUGCGUAAACCCCGUGGCUCUUUACUGCGUUUCCGGGGUGUUCCGGCAGCACUUCAACCGCUACCUCUGCUGCAUCUGCGUCAAGCGGCAGCCGCACCUGCGGCAGCACUCCACGGCCACCGGCAUGAUGGACAACACCAGCGUGAUGUCGAUGCGACGCUCAACGUACGUGGGCGGAUGCGGAGCUGGAGGCAAUCUGCGGGCCUCCCUGCACAGGAACAGCAACCAAGGCGUAGGAGGAGGAGGAGCACUGGGAGGCGGAGCUGGGCGAGUGGGCAGCUUUCACAGGCAGGACUCAAUGCCACUGCAGCAUGGAAAUGGCCAUGGGGCGGCGGCUGGAGGCGGCACAGCCUCUGGAACUAGCUGCGGAUCAGCCGGACGGGCGGUGGCCGUGGGCGAGAAGAGGUGA